Molecule: messenger RNA, 2148 nt
Organism: Sciurus carolinensis (gray squirrel)
Lineage: Eukaryota; Metazoa; Chordata; Mammalia; Rodentia; Sciuridae
Gene: Kel
Product: Kell metallo-endopeptidase (Kell blood group)
Exons: 18
Coding region: 16-2148 (710 amino acids)
Biological process (GO): protein processing
Cellular component (GO): plasma membrane
Molecular function (GO): metalloendopeptidase activity
Source: RefSeq, a predicted model, not a curated record
AGCCAGGCCAGUGGCAUGGGGCCUCCCUGGAGCCAGGAGAGCUCUCCAGAAGAGGGGCUGCCCACUGAAUGGAGCAGAGAGUGGUCACUGACCAGGCGGGUGCUGUUGGCUGUCUUGCUUUUCAGCCUGCUCCUUGGUUCUUCUGUGCUUUGGGUUUACAUCUUCCGGAACUGUGGUCCUCGCCCCUGUGAGACACCCGUGUGUUUGGAUCUCCUGGCUCAAUACCAGGCCUCUGGGAAUACCAGUGAAGCCCCCUGCACUGACUUCUUCAGCUUUGCCUGUGAAAGGGCCAAAAGGAUCAGUAAUUCUUUUCAGGCUCUUUCAAAGGAGAACAAGAAACGCCUGAAGAGACUACUAGAGGAUCCAGAGUCCUGGCACCCAGGCUCUGGGGAGGAGAAAGCCUUCCAAUUCUAUCACUCCUGCAUGGACACAGAUGCCAUUGAAGCUGCAGGAGCUGGUCCCCUCAGACAAGUCAUUGAGGAGCUUGGAGGCUGGCACAUCUCUGGUAACUGGACUUCCUUUGACUUUAACCAAACUCUGAGACUUCUGAUGAGUCAGUAUGGUCACUUUCCAUUCUUCAAAGCCUACCUGCGACUUCAUCCUGCCUCUCCACACACGCCAGUCAUCCAGAUAGACCAGCCAGAGUUUGACAUUCCCUGCAAGCAAGAGCAGGAACAGAAGAUCUAUGCCCAGAUUGUGCGGGAAUACCUGACUUACCUCGAACGCCUGGGAAAUUUGCUGGGAGGAGACCCAAUCAAGGUGCAGCAACACGCGUCCUUGUCCAUCACCAUUACCUCACAGUUGUUCCAGUUUCUGAGUCCCCUGGAGCAGCGGGAGGCACGGGACAAGCUCUUCCAUAUGGUCACUAUUAACCAAUUGCAGGAAAUGGCACCUGCCAUCGACUGGUUGUCCUGCUUGCAAGCCACAUUCAUGCCGAUGUCCCUGAGCCCUUCUCAGCCCCUUGUGGUCCAAGACCUGGACUAUUUGAGAAAUAUGUCACAACUGAUAGAAAAAACACACAGGGAUAUUCUGCAGAGUCACAUGAUCUUGGGGCUGGUGGGGACCCUUUCUCCAGCCCUGGACAGUAAAUUCCGUGAGGCACGCAGGGAGCUGAGACAGAAACUGCGGGAGCUGACAGAGCGACCACCCUUGCCAGACCACCCACGAUGGACGAAAUGUGUGGAGGAAGCGGGCACUUUCUUCGAGCCCACCCUGGCGGCCCUGUUUGUGCGUGAGGUGUUCGGCCCUGGCAUCCGAAGCGCUGCCAUGGAGUUAUUCACUGAGAUCAAGGAUGCCCUUGUCACACGCCUCAGAAGACUCCCCUGGAUGAGGGAAGAGACCCGAAAAGAGGUCCAGAAUAGGAUCACCCAACUGCAGGUGACGAUGGGGGCCCCUGAAUGGGCCCUGAAGCGGGAGCUGGCCAGACAAGAAUACAGUGAUAUACAACUUGGACCCAACUUCCUGCAGUCUGUUCUGAGCUGUGUCCGAUCUCUCCGGGCUAGAAAUGUCUUGAACUUCUUGCAGCCUCUUCCUCGCCACAGAUGGCUGGUGUCCCCCUGGGGCGUCAAUGCUUACUAUUCAAUACCUGACCAUGAGGUGGUCUUCCCAGCGGGACUCCUCCAACCUCCAUUCUUCCACCCCGACUACCCUAGAGCCGUGAACUUUGGUGCUGCUGGAAGCAUCAUGGCCCAUGAGCUGUUGCACGUCUUCUACCAGCUGUUGCUCCCUGGGAGCUGCCCGGACUGUGACACCCGGGCCCUACAGGAGGCACUCCUGUGCCUGGAGCGCCAUUAUGCUGCUUUGCCGUUGCCCAGUGGAACCCCCUUCAGCGGCUCCAGCACUCUCCUGGAGAACGCCGCAGACGUGGGCGGGCUGGCCAUUGCGUUCCAGGCAUACAGCAAGAGCCUCUUACAGAACCGUGGGGAGACCAAGCUGCCCAACUUGGACCUCAACCCCCACCAGCUCUUCUUCAGAAGCUAUGCCCAGGUGAUGUGUAGGGAACCCAGCACUGAGCACUCCCAGGACACUCACAGCCCUCCCAGCCUUCGAGUCCACGGACCCCUCAGCAACACCCCAGACUUUGCCAGACAUUUCCGUUGUCCGCGUGGCACCCUCAUGAACCCCUCCAGCCACUGCCAGCUCUGGUAA